AUGCCUUACCUAGAUGUUGAUUCUGUUUCAUCUUCAAACAAUUGUCUUAUUACGGAGGAGCUAGAUUAUGACAUACCAAAUUUAAAGAACGAGUCUGAUCAGUUGUUUGUUGCAUUAACAAACCAGCAACGGGACAUUUUUCUUGAUAUCAUGGAUGCAGUUAAAUAUAAUCAGGGAGGUGUAUUCUUUGUUUAUGGUUAUGGUGGAACUGGUAAGACAUUUCUUUGGAAGACAAUUUCUGCAGCAAUUAGAGCUCAAGGUGAGAUUUUUUUAAAUGUUUCUUCAAGUGGGAUAGCUUCAGUAUUAUUGACUGGAGGCAGGACAACACACUCUCGGUUUAUAAUUCCCAUAAAGCUUACCGAGGAUUCUUUUUGUAGAAUAAAUCCAAAGAAUGAAGCACACAUGGUACACAAGCAUGCAUUCGAAGCUUUAGAUCGAACUCUGAAUGAUAUAUUAAAGUGUGUCAAUCCUACAAAUUCAAAUAUUCCAUUCGGAGGGAAAGUGAUUGUCUUUGGAGGUGAUUUCAGACAAAUUCUACCUGUUGUUCCAAGUAGUAGUAGACAAAACAUUGUUAAUGCUUCUUUAAGUUCUUCAUAUUUAUGGAAACAAUGCAAAGUUCAUAAAUUAACAAAAAACAUGAGGUUAACAGUUGGAAGCGAUCCAUCUACUAUUAAACAAAUAAGGUAUUUUUCAACUUGGCUUUUAGACAUAGGAGAAGGUAAUCUUGGUGGUCCGAAUGACGGUGAAGCAAUUGUUGAUAUUCCAGAAGAUAUUGUCAUUACUAAUCCACAUGAUCCUAUAGGUUCAUUAAUUAGUUUUGUAUAUCCUUCUAUACUGGAAAACUUCAACAUUGCUGGUUAUUUUCAAGAAAGAGCAAUACUUGCUCCCUAG
This is a messenger RNA of Lactuca sativa (garden lettuce), 891 nucleotides long. RefSeq lists its product as uncharacterized. NCBI's taxonomy places the organism in Eukaryota, Viridiplantae, Streptophyta, Magnoliopsida, Asterales, Asteraceae. Gene Ontology annotation, molecular function: DNA helicase activity. The record is from RefSeq and is a predicted model, not a curated record. Gene Ontology annotation, biological process: telomere maintenance; DNA repair.